AUGUCCUCCAACGUCGGUCUAAGCACACCCCGCGGCAGCGGCACAUCCGGCUAUGUCCAGCGCAACAGCGCCUUCAUGAAACCGCGCAACGCAGGCUACGGCGCGCCCUACCCACCAGUGACAGGUGCAAACGGCAGCAGCGAGCGCAGCUUCAGGCAACGCAAGCCUGACCAGCAGAUCUUGGAACACGACCGGAUGCGCGCGAUCGAGGUGAAAGUGAUGGAGGAGCGGGAGCGUCUUGAGGAGGAGAACGAGCGGAUCGAAGAGGAGCAGAGCAAGGCCAAGAAGGACGACAAAAAGGAAGAGAAAGAGGAGGGGGAACAAGAUGAUGAAGAGAAGAUCUUGAGCGAGGAGGAAAUUGAUGCGCGGUGUGAGGCUUUGCGGGAGAAGUUGUUGAAGGAAGGCGAGAAGGAGAAGGGGAAGAUGGCCCCUCCAAAGGAUCGGAGGAAUCUCAAGGCUUAUCAGGUUCAUGAGCUUGCUGAGGCGAAGAUUGAGGAGAGUGAGAGGUUACGGAAGGCGCUGGGCAUUCGAGAGGAUAGGGAGACUGGAGAGAUUAGUUCUGGGAGGGUUGAGAGGAGACGGGAUUAA
This is a messenger RNA of Penicillium argentinense, 588 nucleotides long. It is a transcript of the gene cwc21, whose product is annotated as U2-type spliceosomal complex subunit CWC21. The transcript has a single exon. Lineage: Eukaryota; Fungi; Ascomycota; Eurotiomycetes; Eurotiales; Aspergillaceae. The coding region runs from base 1 to 588 and encodes 195 amino acids. The record is from RefSeq and is a predicted model, not a curated record.